CCCGAUUGUCCAUUCAAGAGUCAUCUUUUUGAGGAGCAGUUCCACCACGGCCGGUGCCAGUCUAGUGAUUGCGCCAUCCACGCCUGUGACAUUUUUUGCCAGUUGUUCCCUCCGGUUCCCUUCUAGACCGGCAAUUAGUGUAGUGCCUAAGGGACUUUGGAGUCAUAGCCUCGGCCUCUCCUUAAAUGCUUGGGACCAAGUUUUGACCUUUCUCGUUUGCACCAACUCUAGUCUUGGAUCUUUUUUCCGUUUCUGUGUUUGUUUUUCGGCCAAGACUUGACCUACAUAAUUCGGGGAUCUAAACAGUGACGCAACCGCGCAGGAGACAAACAUUUCCGUCUGCGAGCCUCAUCCCUCAUCAAACGCUAGAGUCUAGGCUCACCUUACUUCAUCAUGAGCAACACCACUACUGCUGGUCAGGCCCGACCCAAAUAUGAAAGAAUCCAAUCCCAACCCGAGAAUCCGUUCGCGGCUCUCAUCCCAGACCAGCAAAUUGCCGUGAUUCCCUCCUUCACCCUAGAGUCGGGUGUCACGCUUCACAAUGUCCCUGUGGCCUACACCACCCGCGGCACGCUCAAUGCCGACGGUGACAAUGCCAUGGUCAUCUGCCACGCCUUGACUGGCAGCGCCGACGUGAGUGACUGGUGGGGUCCCCUCCUGGGCGGACCUGGCCGGGCCUUUGAUGUCUCGCGCUUCUUCAUCGUCUGUUUCAACAGCUUGGGAAGUCCUUACGGCACCGCCAGCCCCGUAACUGCCAAGGACGGCGAUCCGACCAAGGGCCGUUACGGCCCCGAAUUCCCCCUGACCACCAUCAGGGACGAUGUCAGGUUGCACAAGCUGCUGCUGGACGACUUGGGCGUGCGCCAGGUAGCCGCCGUCAUCGGCGGUUCUCUUGGCGGCAUGUUUGUUCUCGAAUGGGCCUACUUUGGCAAGGACUACGUGCGAUGCGUCGUUCCCAUCGCCACGUCGAGCAGGCACAGCGCUUGGGGCAUCAGCUGGGGUGAGGCUCAGCGCCAGUCCAUCUACGCCGACCCCAAGUAUGAUGACGGCUACUACUCCUUUGAGGACCCCCCCUCCACCGGUCUCGGAGCCGCCCGCAUGUCCGCGCUCCUGACCUACCGGAGCCGAAACUCCUUCGAGGCCCGCUUCGGCCGGAACACCCCCGAUCCGUCCCGCCGGCAGAUCAUCCGGGAGCGGCCCACCCCGUCGACCCCCUCGGAGGCGCACUUCCACAUCCACAACGAUGGACACAAGGUGAAGCGCACCAGCCUGUCGCGCUCCAACAGCAACGACAGCACUGGCAUUGCCAGACCCGUCGAUGCCCCUGCCGCCGCCGCCAGCAAUGCCUCCUCCCACGAAGCGCAAUCCGACCCCCAGUUCCACGGUCCCCAAAAGACCACCACCACCACCACCAGCAGCCUCACCGGCGGCGACGUCAUGCCCCCGCAAUCCACAUACUUCUCCGCGCAGUCUUACCUGCGCUACCAAGGCUCCAAGUUCGUCAAGCGCUUCGACAGCAACUGCUACAUCGCCAUGACGCGCAAGCUGGACACGCACGACGUUUCGCGGGGGCGGGCGGCCAGCAUCGCCGAGGCGCUGGCGUUGAUCCAGCAGCCCACGCUAGUUUUGGGCAUCGAGAGCGACGGGCUCUUUACUUUUGCCGAGCAGGAGGAGCUGGCGCAGCAUAUCCCCGAUAGUCGCCUCGAAAGGAUUGACAGCCCUGAGGGCCACGACGCGUUCCUGCUCCAGUUUGAACAGGUCAACCGGUACAUUCUCAACUUUUUGAGGGAGGUGUUGCCGGAUAUUAUGAACAAGGAUGUCCCCGAGGGUAGCGAGGCGGCGGAGAGCUCCGUUGGGCAGAUUACCAAGAGCAGUACGUUUGGAGAGGCGGAGGUGGAGGAUAUUACUGCUUGGUAA
Neurospora hispaniola is the source of this 1917-nucleotide messenger RNA. RefSeq names its product homoserine O-acetyltransferase. Gene Ontology annotation, biological process: L-homoserine metabolic process. Gene Ontology annotation, molecular function: homoserine O-acetyltransferase activity. Bases 394 to 1917 code for a protein of 507 amino acids. Lineage: Eukaryota; Fungi; Ascomycota; Sordariomycetes; Sordariales; Sordariaceae. The transcript has 2 exons. The record is from RefSeq and is a predicted model, not a curated record.